Messenger RNA from Oncorhynchus nerka (sockeye salmon), 7085 nucleotides. Its product is annotated as zinc finger protein 664-like. NCBI's taxonomy places the organism in Eukaryota, Metazoa, Chordata, Actinopteri, Salmoniformes, Salmonidae. The record is from RefSeq and is a predicted model, not a curated record. Gene Ontology annotation, molecular function: DNA-binding transcription factor activity; RNA polymerase II cis-regulatory region sequence-specific DNA binding. The coding region runs from base 205 to 1671 and encodes 488 amino acids. Gene Ontology annotation, biological process: regulation of transcription by RNA polymerase II. The transcript has 2 exons.
GACGGAACGCUUCUUUCAACAGCAGCAACAGUUAGUCAGCCACCUCGGUAGCUUGUUAGACAAAAUAGCCGAACCAAUAAAGCUCUUUAGACGCUUUCGUGGGUAUUAGCCACUGUGUUUUAAAGUUAUCCGAUUUAUGUUGUUAUUAUUCAGCUAGCGGGCUGGUUAAGUUAGCAUUAGCCUAGCUAGCUAACAUCUCCGACCAUGAGUUCACUAAGCUACUCUCCUUCUGCUAAAGAAGAGGAUGUCUGCUGGACGGAGAAAGAAGCUCUCGUCAAAGAGGAGGAGGAAGAGAAGGAUGUCACAGUAAAACAAGAAGUUGAGAGUGAGGCUGUUAUAGUUAAAGAAGAGAAAGACGAUUCAGUGAAAGAGGAGGAUGUUACAGUAAAAGAAGAGGAGGAAGAGAAGGAUGUUACAAUACAAAAACAAGUAGAGAGUGAGGCUGUUACAGGGAAAGAAGAAGAGAAAGACGUUUCGGUGAAAGAAGAGGAAGACGCGUUCAGAGUGAAGGAGGGGGAGGAUGUUACAGUAAAAGAAGAGGUGGAUGCAGUUUUUGAAGUGAAAAGGGGGGAGAUUACGGCCACAUCGGAAGAGGAGGAAACUGGAUAUCUGGGCCCGAUUUCCCAAACGCAAUUUAAGGCAUCCAGUGGUUCUAACGAUGAACUUAGCCAUAAGAUGGUUUUGAGAAACCGGGCCGUGAUUACCACUGGAGAGAUACGGGACUAUCGUGGAUCCUCUGGGGAGCCUCAACAACAUCAUGAUACUGACGAGGCAGAGCAGUGUCUCUCCGCAUCAGAACACCUCAAGAAACACCAGCAGAGACCCACAGGGAAGAAAUCUAUUUGCUGCUCUGCCUGUGGGAAAUGUUGCAAAUCUUCAUCAGAACUUAAAAUACACCAGCAAGUCCACACAGGAGAGAAAUCAUACUGCUGCUCUGACUGCGGGAAACGUUUCUCAAGAUCAAAUUCACUAAAAGUACACCUGAGAAUUCACACUGGAGAGAAAUCUCACCACUGUUUUGAUUGUGGGAAAAGUUACUUAAGAUUAAAAUCACUAAAAGUACACAUGAGAAUUCACACGGGAGAGAAACCUUAUAGAUGUGAUCAAUGUGGGAAGAGUUUUACUAUAUCUAGCUGUCUGACUAUACAUCGGAGAACACAUACAGGAGAAAAACCAUAUAGCUGUACUCAAUGUGGGAAGAGUUUCACUACAUCUAGCCAAUGGAUUGUACACCAGAGAACACACACAGGAAAGAAACCUCUUAGCUGUACUCAAUGUGGGAAGAGUUUCACUCACUUAGGCAGCCUGUUAUCACACCAGAGAAAACACACAGGAGAGAAAUAUUAUAACUGUGAUCAAUGUGGGAAGACUUUUACUCAGUCAAGCAACCUGGUAUCACACCAGAGAACACACACAGGAGAGAAACCUUAUAGCUGUGAUCAAUGUGGGAAGAGUUUUACUAAAUCGAGCAGUCUUAUUGUACACAAGAGAAUACACACAGGAGAGAAACCUCAUAGCUGUGAUCAAUGUGGGAAGAGUUUUGUUACAUCUAGCCGUCUUAUUGAACACCAGAGAACACACACAGGAGAGAAACCUCAUAGCUGUGAUCAAUGUGACAAGAGAUACUCUGAUAAAAGAUCGCUGAUCAAACAUCAGAAAAUACAUACAUGAAGGAGUUGUUUCAUGAUAUCAAUGAAAUGUCACAGUGUAGAAUGUUUUAACAUUGUAGUAGGAGUAUUUUAAUUAUGUCACAAUGGAGAACCCUAAUUGUUUGCCCCCUGUUCUAUUGAUUUCAGCGUGAUAUGAGCUUCAUCAGUAGAAACAUCUUUGUACUUUGCUCCGUUCAUCUUUCCCUCAAUCUUGACUAGUCUACCAGUCCCUGCCACUGAAAAACAUCCCCACAGCAUGAUGCUGCCACCACCGUGCUUCACCGUAGGGAUGGUGCCUGGUUUCCUCCAGACGUGAUGCUUUGCAUUCAGGCCAAAGAGUUCAAUCUUGGUUUCAUCAGACCAGAGAAUCUUGUUUCUCAUGGUCUGCGAGUCCUUUAGGUGCCUUUUGGCAAACUCCAAGUGGGCUGUCAUAUGCCUUUUACUGAGGAGUGGCUUCCAUCUGGCCAAUCUAUCAUAAAGGCCUGAUUUGUGGAUUGCUGUAUAGAUGGUUGUCCUUCUGGAAGGGUCUCCCAUCUCCACAGAGAAACUCUGGAGCUCUGUCAUUGUGACCAGCGGGUUCUUGGUCAUUGAACAUCCCUUCUCCCCUGAUUGCUCGGUUUGAAGAGCCUUGGUGGUUCCAAACCUCUUACAUUUAAGAAUGAUGGAGGCCACUGUGUUCUUGAGGACCUUCAAUGCUGCAGACAUUUUUUGGUGCCUCGACACAAUCCUGUCUCAGAGCUCUAAGGACAAUUCCUUUGAUCUCACGGCUUGGUUUUUGCUCUGAAAUUAACUGUGGGACCUUAUAUAGACAGGUGUGUGCCUUAAGAAAUCAUGUACAAUCAAUUGAAUUUACCACAGGUGGACUCCAAUUAAGUUGUAGAAACAUCACAAGGAUGAUCAAUGGAAACAAUAUGCACCUGAGCUCAAUUUCGAGUCUCAUAGCAAAGGGUCUGAAUACGUAUGUAAAUAAGGUAUUUCUGUUUUUCGCUUUGUCAUUAUGGGGUAUUGUUUGUAGAUUGAUGAGGAAAAUAUUAUUUAAUCCAUUUUAGAAUAAGGCUGUAACGUAACAAAAUGUGGAAAAAGUCAAGGGGUCUGAAUACUUUAUUGGUUUACUGUUAGAAUAAGUUGUAUGACUACACCAAUACUGUUAAAGCAACGAUUCACAGACCUAGAGAUCCUGCUAGAGAUCUAGCUACUGGGUGUGCAGGUUUCUGUUCCAGCCCUGCCCUAUCACCUGACAUUGUGUUGAUUAUUUGGAUUAGACACUAUCCAACUAUUCAAUCAUGUCUUGUUUUGGAGUCAGAUGGAUGUCUAAAUCCACUACCCAUUUCCACAGGUGUUCUUUAUGAUAGGAAAUAAAGUGGUGAUUCACAGAAUGAAGUAUAGUGGGUCAUUGAACAUUCCCUGUUUGUCUGUUUCAUGUGGUUGUUACUUUGAUUUUGCACAAUCACUGUCUGGCUGACAGUCUGAGUCAAUCUAGAACCCACAGAAUGAAUGUUGUGGAUAUUUAAUUCUGCUUAUUUUAAGCUUUAUUUUUACUAGGCAAGGCAGUUAAGAACAAAUUCUUAUUUACAAGGACAGCCUACCACGGAACAUUGGGUUAACUGCCUUGUUCAGGGGCAGAACGACAGAUUUUUACCUUGUCAGCUCGGGAUUCGAUCCACAAACCUUUUGGUUUCUGGCCCAAUGCUCUAACCACUAGGCGACCUGCUGGCCCAUAGGUGUGUCCAUUGCAGACAUGAUGGAUUCGUAUUGGCUUCAUAGACAUGUCCAUUGCACUUGUUCAUGUGGUUUGUAAUUUUGAUACUGAAACAGGAUUGGCUAAUCCUCCCAUACUGUAUCCAUUUUGCUGAGAUGUUUUCUCCAUUUGAAAUGAUACUGUUAGAAAUGGGUAAAGCACUCACACAUCUGUGAACUUGUGUUCAUCAUUAGUUAAUAACUUGAAAGAAAACAAAACGUCAGAAUGUGGGGGGAAAUGAACUAUAUUCUGGUAAUCCGAACAGUUGAAAAUAUGCGGUGGUACUUAAUGAAUAUGAUGUCAUCUGAGACAUUCUCACCAAUGACAAGAUGACAAACUCUACAGUGGAAAGUCUACACGUCAGAGUUAUCGGAUUCACAUGGAAUUGUUGUUCAAUUUAAAUGUUUGAAUAUGCAAUCAGUGGCCCUCCCCUGUGAAGGGACAAGGGCUAUAAAACUAUUCAAACACAUCCUCCUCUCCCUUCCUAUAUAAAGCCCUGACAACAGAACUUCCUGUUCCAAUGAGGUAGGAUGACGAUCCUAUGGUUCAGAAAAUAACUACAGGACAAAGCCAACAUCAGCAGGAGCUUUGGUUGCGAAUGGUAUGAACUUUGAACUCUUAUUCACUACAGAAGUGAUACCUCCUAGCUGUUGGGUUAGCGACCGCAGGUUAAGAAGGAACAGACAGAGUAUUCCGUCUAUCACACAACGAAGUUACUACAACGUAUCCAAUUGACAACCAGAGACAUUCUUCAAAGGACAGAGGACUCGGUUUGGCAACACGGCCUUCCAUCUACCACCAACCUACUGAAGCGCAGCUCAGAGUAAAUAUUUAUUGCAUUUUCCUUUUCCAAAUGGGCGGUAAUUUAGAAUGCAUAAGAUACUGUAUUUACGAUAACACAGCUUCGCCUUUGUUCCUGUCUUCCUUCUCUUUCACUCAACCCAGCCCCUUUUCCUUUGUGUAACAAGCCGUCAUAUCUGUUCCGUCCGCUAGGGACGUUUUCCUAUGACGUAAUUUGUAAUUAAGUUAUUUAAUUAUGUGUGAAUAGUUAGGUAUUUAGUAGAUAAAUGAUUAAACCCAAAUUUGUAUUGCUGAUUCAAUUUGUUAUCCAGGGUUCUUUCAGAUUAUGAGACUGAAGAUUAAUGUAAAAUAUUACUAGGUCUUUAAGAGUUUAUUCUGAAGAUAGCAGCUCUAUAAAUAUUAUUUUGUGGUGCCCGACGCUCUAGUUAAUUACAUUUACAUGAUUAGCUCAAUCAGGUGAUAUUAAUUACGGAGAAAUUAUUUUAUAGAAUAGCAUGUCAUAUCACUUAAUCUGGCAUAGCCAAAGACACGACACUGUGUUACAGCUGCUUUCCUACUCAAUGCCAUGUACUAGACCAGGUACUGUGUUACAGCUGCUCCCUCCUCCUCAAUGUCAUGAACUAGACCAGGUACUGUGUUACAGCUGCUCUCUCCUCCUCAAUGACAUGAACUAGGUCCAAAGCUCAACCUAAACUCACUGAGAUGAGGUCCAAAGCCCUCUCCUCCACAGUUUCCCUAAACUCACUGAGAUGAGGUCCAAAUCCCUCUCCUCCGCGGUUUCCUCAACCUAAACUCACUGAGGUGGUUUAGUUAACCACAUGAGUAACCUUGCCUGAAGACUUGUUAGGUUCCCAAGCACUUGGUGUCCAUGUUUCAUGGAAAGAGACAGCAAAGUUAAGCCCAGAGUGUAGCAGGUGGACAUUGGGUUUAAUUCAGACCCUGUCAGUGUGCCAGGUUAUCAUUGGGUUUGAUUCCGUCCCUACCAGUGUGCCAGGUGGACAUUGGGUUUGAUUCAGACCCUGUCAGUGUGCCAGGUGGACAUUGGGUUUUAUUCAGACCCUGCCAGUGUGCCAGGUGGACAUUGGGUUUGAUUCAGACCCUGUCAGUGUGCCAGGUGGACAUUGGGGUUUGAUUCAGACCCUGCCAGUGUGCUAGGUGGACAUUGGGUUUUAUUCAGACCCUGCCAGUGUUGCCAGGUGGACAUUGGGUUUGCUUCAGACCCUGCCAGCAUGGCCAGAAAUGUAUUCCAAGGUCAUUAACUUAUAACCACAGAACCACCCCAGCCCUUUCAUGCAUGACCAGGUUUACUGCCAUGGUCUAAUAUGUCCAUUCACAAUGCUGGCUGAGGUACGAAUAAAACAUGACAUAUUAUUUCCUAACCAUUCACAAUGCUGGCUGAGGUAUGAGUAAAACAUUACAUAUUGUUUCCUAACCAUUCACAAUACUGGCUGAGGUACGAGUAAAACAUGACAUAUUAUUUCCUAAUUGUCAAAAAAUCCCCACUCCUUAAUCAACUAGUCUCUCACUAUUUAACCAGAAUAACAGGAGUUGUGUCAUUCAAACUGUUCGUCCAUAAUAAACUAGUCUCUCACUGUUUAACCAGAAUAACAUUGUUUGCUGGGCUCCCCGUUUGUGCCAUCAAUUUAUCCAGAACGCCGCAGCCCGCCUGGUGUUCAACCUUCCCAAGUUCUCCCAUGUCAUCCUGCUCCUAUGCACACUCACACUACAAGGUGUUUGCCUACGGAGCAGCAAGGGGAACUGCCCCUCCCUACCUUCAGGCUCAAACCCAACGCCCCGACCGAGUAGUUUAUAGUUUGGGUUCUGACGGGGUACGGCGGUUGAACAAAACUCAAGAAACAAGUUAUAUUCUUCAAUAAUCAAUGGGUACAUAUAAUGCAUUCAUGAGUGGAACAAACUGAUGUAGCAAGUGCAGAUCACCACUUUAUUUUUAAAAAUAUGACAAAGUUGUUUUUGUCUUUAGGCUAGCUAGUUAGCGAUGGUGCGCGCUGAUAGCGGUUCAAUCGGUGACGUCACUCGCUCUGAGCCCUUGAAGUAGUGGUUCGAUGCUUCGGGGGAGGCAGUUGUCUGUGCAGAGGGUCCCUGGUUCAAGCCCAGAUUGGGGCGAGGAGAGGGACGGAAGCUAUACUGUUACAGAUGGUCAGUCUGCGUCCUGAAAUCAGAGUGAAACUGACCAGAGGUACUUCAGAUGGUUUCCCCAUCAGCUGGUGAAGAUGCAGGACACAGACAAGGUCACAAUGUUGAUAUAUCCUCUGAGUCCUAUUUUCUGUUUUGGUAAACUAGUUGGCUAGUAUGAGGUUUCUGUGUUAUGCACUCUAGUCCGUUACCAUAUAUGUGAUUGAAUAUUAUCUGCUGUUGGCUUGUGUGGAUGUAUGUAUGUGUUUUGCAACAUAGCUGACUUGAAACAUUGUUAACAGUUUCAGAGCCAUGGGCCUUUCUCAUGAUGGAAAAAUACAGAAUAACAUGAAGAAAGGAACUGUGCAAUGAAUUGGGGGGCACAUUCAGAAUGUAGUGUUGUGAGAACAAACAGUAUUUUGUUAGAUAACAGGAGCCAGGUGCAAGAUAACGGUAUCGAGCAUUAGCGCAUAGAUAUUCUUCACAGCAACAGUUACAUCUAUCAACUGAAGCGCUUAGGGGGCCGGGACCAGCUCUACGCCAACAAUCAACAACAGGCUGGGUGAGUCUAAACCACGCCCAGUCUCUACUCUGACAGGCCGGCUCAGAAGCAGGAACUAUUUCUGUCAGGGUAUAUUUAUAAUAUCUUUGUCAAGAACAAGUCAGUUCUCUGUUUGCCCUGCGAGGUGGGACAGAGAGCCCGUAUAUACGAAAAUUGCAUUUACCACUUAUUGCUUAGCUAAUAAAAAAUACAUAGUAUACAA